UCAUCAGUGAGCAUUCGAUACGCAGAGUGCAAAGAUGGCCCAAUCCAGAACUAAACACUAUGGAGUGGCCCUGUGCCUAAUAAUUUCCCUCUUUAUGGGAUCGUCAAGUGCUGUGUGCUGCUCGGAGGGCGACACAAAAGUGGAUGCGGAUGAUUGUACCAAGUAUCUGAUCUGCUGUCACGGCGAAUUUGUAUCCAAGUCGUGUGCAAGCGGAUCCUAUUGGAAUUCGGAGUUAAAUAUCUGUGUCGUGGAUGAUGGUCAAUGCAGACCUCCAACCUGUGUGGAUGGAGAAAUUACACCGAAUCCAGAUGACUGUGCCGGCUAUUUAGAGUGCGUGGACGGAAUCAUAGUGAUCCUGACCUGUCCAGAUGGCGAUUACUUCAAUUCGACCCUAAAUCGGUGCGUUGAAGAUACCUGCGGCGUGUGCAACGGAAAUGGAACGACAUGCACUGAUGGCGAACUUAAGGUGGACCCCACCAAUUGCGCAGGCUACUUGGCUUGCUCGAACGGUAACUGGGUGAGCAAGCAGUGCGCUGACGGAGCUUACUUCAAUGCCAUACUGGAGACUUGUGUACAAGACGACGAGGGAAUAUGCGUCAAUUGUAAAGAGGGAUCUACAAAACCCUUGGCCGACUGUACCAUGUAUGAGAUCUGUUCCGGUGGCAAGUAUGUGACCAAGUCCUGCGACAGUGGUUACUACUGGAACAGCCAAUCAGAGGUCUGCGAUGUGGAUAAUGGUCAGUGCAAUGGAAAUGGAACGACAUGCACUGAUGGCGAACUUAAGGUGGACCCCACCAAUUGCGCAGGCUACUUGGCUUGCUCGAACGGUAACUGGGUGAGCAAGCAGUGCGCCGACGGAGCUUACUUCAAUGUCACUCUGGAGACUUGUGUACAAGACGACGAGGGAAUAUGUGUCAAUUGUAAAGAGGGAUCUACAAAACCCUUGGCCGACUGUACCAUGUAUGAGAUCUGUUCCGGUGGCAAGUAUGUGACCAAGUCCUGCGACAGUGGUUACUACUGGAACAGCCAAUCAGAGGUCUGCGAUGUGGAUAAUGGUCAGUGCAAUGGAAAUGGAACGACAUGCACUGAUGGCGAACUUAAGGUGGACCCCACCAAUUGCGCAGGCUACUUGGCUUGCUCGAACGGUAACUGGGUGAGCAAGCAGUGCGCCGACGGAGCUUACUUCAAUGCCACACUGGAGACUUGUGUACAAGACGACGAGGGAAUAUGUGUCAAUUGUAAAGAGGGAUCUACAAAACCCUUGGCCGACUGUACCAUGUAUGAGAUCUGUUCCGGUGGCAAGUAUGUGACCAAGUCCUGCGACAGUGGUUACUACUGGAACAGCCAAUCAGAGGUCUGCGAUGUGGAUAAUGGUCAGUGCAAUGGAAAUGGAACGACAUGCACUGAUGGCGAACUUAAGGUGGACCCCACCAAUUGCGCAGGCUACUUGGCUUGCUCGAACGGUAACUGGGUGAGCAAGCAGUGCGCCGACGGAGCUUACUUCAAUGCCACACUGGAGACUUGUGUACAAGACGACGAGGGAAUAUGUGUCAAUUGUAAAGAGGGAUCUACAAAACCCUUGGCCGACUGUACCAUGUAUGAGAUCUGUUCCGGUGGCAAGUAUGUGACCAAGUCCUGCGACAGUGGUUACUACUGGAACAGCCAGUCAGAGGUCUGCGAUGUGGAUAAUGGUCAGUGCAACGGAAAUGGAACGACAUGCACUGAGAAUGAGGUUAAGGUGAAUCCUGCGGACUGCGCCGGAUACCUACAGUGCAUAAACGGAGUCUUUGUGGCCAGGAAGUGCUCCGCUACGCAGUUCUUCAAUACCACACUGAAGGAAUGCGAGGUCGACACAGAGAAUGUGUGCAUUCCCAAAACCUGCGAUCCCGACUGCUGCGAUGUGCCCAACAAUUCCAUCUGGCCCGUGGAGAAAAAUUGCUCCGCCUUCUACCAGUGCGUAAAUGGUAACAAAUAUGAGCAGCGGUGCUCCAACAACCUGCAAUACAAUUCAAUAAUAGAGCAGUGCGAUUAUCCCGAAAAUGUUCAAUGCGACGAUGGAUCUGCACCGCCAAGUGGUCCGAUUGCCGGACCCUCGGGAACUUAUUGCGAGAGCCACGGACGAUGCGUUGGCCAGCGGGAUGGUACCAUGUUCGCCGAUGCCAGCGGAGAUUGUAGUUCUAAUUAUGUAGUCUGCCAGUGCGAGUGUGAGGUGAACUUCACUUGUUCCUCUGGACUUUUGUUCAAUUUGCAGGUCAAAUCCUGCGAUUGGCCCGAUAAUGUUAAGUGCUAAGUGGUUUCAAUAAACAAUAUUUAAAGCAGAGUAUUAAAC
Messenger RNA from Drosophila melanogaster (fruit fly), 2329 nucleotides. RefSeq lists its product as uncharacterized. The transcript has 2 exons. The record is from RefSeq and is marked reviewed. NCBI's taxonomy places the organism in Eukaryota, Metazoa, Arthropoda, Insecta, Diptera, Drosophilidae. The coding region runs from base 35 to 2290 and encodes 751 amino acids. Gene Ontology annotation, cellular component: extracellular region. Gene Ontology annotation, molecular function: chitin binding.